Molecule: messenger RNA, 783 nt
Organism: Photinus pyralis (common eastern firefly)
Lineage: Eukaryota; Metazoa; Arthropoda; Insecta; Coleoptera; Lampyridae
Exons: 1
Coding region: 1-783 (260 amino acids)
Source: RefSeq, a predicted model, not a curated record
AUGGAAUCCAUGAAGGAGUCGGAGACCGAGGCGAAGACAGGAGCAGAGGCAAAACCAGAGGCAGAGGCAGAAAUAGAAACAGUUACAAACCGAAUCAGGAAAGAGAACAGGAACGUGAGUAGGGACAGGAACAGGAACAAUAAUAGGAACCGGUACCGGAUCAUGGGCCGGAACGGAAACAAAAACAGGAACAGCAACAGACACCGGAACCUGAACCGGAACAGAAAUACGAUUAUGAACACGAACGUGAACGUGAACAUGAACACGAACAUGAACACGAACAUGAACACGAACAUAAACACGAACAUGAACACGAACAUGAACACGAACAUGAACACGAACAUGAACACGAACACGAACAUGAACACGAACAUGAACACGAACAUGACCACGAACAUGACCACGAACAUGGACACGAACAUGAACACGAACAUGCACACGAACACGAACAUGAACACGAACAUGAACACGAACAUGAACACGAACAUGAACACGAACAUGAACACGAACAUGAACACGAACAUGAACACGAACAUGAACACGAACACGAACACGAACACGAACAUGAACACGAACAUGAACACGAACAUGACCACGAACAUGACCACGAACAUGGACACGAACAUGAACACGAACAUGCACACGAACACGAACAUGAACACGAACAUGAACACGAACAUGAACACGAACAUGAACACGAACAUGAACACGAACAUGAACACGAACAUGAACACGAACAUGAACACGAACAUAAACACGAACAUGAACACGAACAUGACAUGA